Molecule: messenger RNA, 453 nt
Organism: Neurospora tetrasperma FGSC 2508
Lineage: Eukaryota; Fungi; Ascomycota; Sordariomycetes; Sordariales; Sordariaceae
Exons: 2
Coding region: 1-453 (150 amino acids)
Source: RefSeq, a predicted model, not a curated record
AUGAACUCUUACAACUCGCUCGCACCACUACCACCAGUGGAAUGCUCCGGUUUUGGCGUGAUAAGCCCGCCACCCCUCGCAGCCGGGGCCGCCCCCCGUCGCAAGCAACACUUUUACAUCGCGCGCACAAAGAAGAGCGUCGCGCUCGCAAUCGCCAACUCCUUGUCUUCCACCCGGAUCAUAUCUCCCAGCUGGUCGAAGAACUCGAUGGAUGGCAACGAAGAGAUUGAUAUUUUCGAAGAUGGCCAAGACGGUGAUGACGAUGAUGGCCAAGAUGUGGUCGGCCAAGACGUUUUCGCGGCCAUCCGCCGACACAAUGUCACUACCCAGCGAUCAAGGAGGGGGAUCCACAGGAUGAAGUACCCCGUCGAUGGCAAGAAGAACAUUCGCAGAGACCCGACCGUUGCUACCCACAACAAAGCUCUAUGGGCGGCUGAACGCGAGAAGAAGUGA